Molecule: messenger RNA, 1047 nt
Organism: Coccomyxa subellipsoidea C-169
Lineage: Eukaryota; Viridiplantae; Chlorophyta; Trebouxiophyceae; Coccomyxaceae
Exons: 4
Coding region: 1-1047 (348 amino acids)
Source: RefSeq, a predicted model, not a curated record
AUGUACACCUAUGAAAUAUUCCACAAAGAAGAGCGCUGCAUCCUCUGCUACCAGAAUAACGAGGAGCAUGUGGACAGCUUGGCUCCGAAGGAAUCUGCAGCAGGGGUAGCUUCUGGCUCAAGCGUGACAACAGUCGCGCAGCCCGCUGCAGAGAUAGCCAGCACGAAGCCGGCAGCACCCAAGCUGCCUACAGCUGCGAGUGCGACGGCGGCUGCUGGGCCCCCAGCAGAGGAGGCCAGCACAGAGCAGAAGCCGCCUGUUGCCGCGAGCACGACGGCGGCCGCUGAGCCUCCAGCAGAGGAGGCCAAGACAGAGCAGAAGCUGCCUGCUGCCCGGAGCGCGACUGCGGCUGCUGGCCUCCUCGCUGAGCUCGCCGCAGAAAAGGCCAGCACACUGUCAGCUAGCAGAGUUCCUGGCAGUGGUCUUGCAGCUGGCAGUGCAGCACGGGAUAGCCCAGCUGGAAACCUUGUGGUGCCACUGCACACAUCCUCAGCAAUCCACGACAGCCUGAAAGAGCGCAGGGCGGCCAUGUUGGAGCGGCUGAGCAACAGGCUGACUGCUCUGGGUGAGAAUAAGAAGUACGACGCCCUGUACCAGGAAUGGCAGAAGAAGUACGACGCCAUGAUUGCCGACAUCGCGCUCGUGGACACUCGCCGGAUUUUAGAUGUUCUGAAAAACGAGGUCCUCAACCUCCACAAUGACCCCGACCCCGAGAAGCGCACCGCAUGCCAGCCGCUGCUGAAGUCUGUGCAGCGCGAGGGUACUGGCCAUGCCAGCAUCCAUCCUGCAGACUUCGUCCAUGUCAUUGCUCACAUGGAGAGAGAUGAGUGCGAAGAUCCAGCAGCGGUUGAAAUCUGGCAGGGCUGGAAGGCGCAGGGCCUGAAUGCAGGCCUGUUGCGGGGUGCCUAUGCUGCCCUCUCAAGGGAGCUACAUGAGCUGUGCAAGGACCGCAAGGUCCUCUACCUGCAGAAGAGCAACCCGCUGCUGCCAGUGCAGUUCUUGAAGCAGUAUGCCAUGACCUAUGAGCUCGACUGUGUGCUUGUCUGA